Molecule: messenger RNA, 1455 nt
Organism: Volvox carteri f. nagariensis
Lineage: Eukaryota; Viridiplantae; Chlorophyta; Chlorophyceae; Chlamydomonadales; Volvocaceae
Exons: 9
Coding region: 1-1455 (484 amino acids)
Molecular function (GO): phosphatase activity
Source: RefSeq, a predicted model, not a curated record
AUGCAGGAGCAGCAGCCGGCUGCGGCGGUCGUGCCGCCUGCAGACGCAGGUUGGCAUUCGCAUCUGAAAUUUGCGGGAGAUGUGCGUCAAGGUGGGCAGACUGGUCGGAAUCUGUGGCAUGAGAGCGCUGAGAGAUGGAGGCAAUGGAGCCGCACCGGCGGAGGAGGAAAGGGAGUGGUUGCAGCUGCGGCGACCAACACGGCCGCUGCUUGCGUACGCCGUAGGACCAGCACUGCCGGCGGUAGCAGCGGUAGCGAAGGCCCGGACGGCAGCGGUAGCAGAGCCGGGGACGGCGGCGGGUCUAGCGAGGCUGGCGGCGGGAAAUCUCCUAAGCGUGUGGUUUCAGAGCAUGUGGCGAGGCAGCAGAGCGCGGCUGCGAGCCAGCUAGACCCCGUGGGAGCGCACGACAGCAGCCAGCAGGUGUAUGGUGCCGCUAGCGGCGCGCAGACCAGUGGACACUAUGGGCUGCCGCCGCCUCUGGACGAUCUCCGCCCGCCUCUGCCGCCCCCGCAACAGAUCAACUCCCAAGCCGAGACCGACGCGGUGAAGCGUGUUAACUGGGGCGCCGACAGCGCGUCGGAGGGUGAGGACGGUCUUGGAGGCGGCGGCGGUGGUGGCGGUGGCGCGUCUGGUCCGUCUUGGGUCGGGCAAACCGUGUGGGCAGUGCCGUGCAGUACGGUUGGGUACGGCACCCGGGCGGAGGUGGUGGCACGACUUCCCGCCAGCAUCAUGCUGUUGCGGCAUGCGGAAUGCAUGACGUUGGACGAGCUUCAGGCCCACGAACGCGUGCCCAAUCACGACAUCCCGUUAUCCCGGCUCUGCCCCCACCCUGGGUUGGGUGGGAUCCUGGCGGAGGAAUUGGAGGAGGAGGGUCUGGUCAGUGGUGUACGGGAAGCUGUACAGCUGCGUGAACAGGACUGGGGGAACUUUCAAGACCCGCGGGUGCAGGCGGACUGUAAGGAAGAGCGGCUGCGCUACGGCCGAUUCUACUACCGCUUCCCGUCCGGGGAGUCCGUCGCCGACGUGUACGACAGACUGACCAUCUUUCAAGACCACCUGGUGCGAGAUAUGUGCGCUGGCAGGUUCGCAGAAAACACAUGUGUGGCCAUCGUGUCACACGGCCUGACAUUGCGGGUGUUCGCGAUGCGGUGGCUGCACUGGACCGUACGGCAGUUCCUGCAGGUAUACAACAUCCCCAACGCCGAACCGGUGCUGCUACACAAGGACGUGCACCCGAGCUACCUGGAGGGGGACCAUGCAAAUCUGCCUUUCAUGCCGCACCACACCAAGUGCCUGUACCGGCUCACGCCCCGCGCUCUGGAGCUAAUGCGCGGGGCGGACUGCUCCAUGGCCACGUCUAACGGUUGCUGGCACACCAAGGUGCUGGCGCAGCCCACAGCUCUCAACGCCGAAGAGGAAGACAGGUUGUGGGCAGAUGUGGACGGCAUGGUGUGA